AUGAAUCGGGCUACUUUGUUGCUAUGCCUCUUCGGCAUAUUAUCAUCUAAUCUCAUAAGCAAUGUUGCUGCUCGUUUGGGCGGUGAGGGAAUCAUAGGCGGUGAAAGAGCCGAUGAGAAACAGUUCCCGUACCAGGUUGCCCUUCUAGUCAAGGGUAAGUUGGUCUGCGGUGGCGGCAUCAUCGGUGACAAGUACAUUCUCACAGCUGCUCACUGCUUCAUCGACAAAACUGGGUCAUUCUACAACAGGGCCUACACUGUGGUCGCUGGUGCUACGGACCUGAACCUGGAUGAGGGUAUCAAAAUCGCCCCUGAGAAGGUUUACGUACACAAGGACUACCAGACAUCUACCUUCGAGAAUGACAUCGCCAUCCUGAAGCUAAAAGAAGGUCUAGGAGUCGACAGCAACCCAAGUCUCAGCAAACUUAAUCUGCCCAAGGCUAACCUUAAGUACACUGGUCGCACAGCAGUUAUUUCCGGCUACGGUUUCACCACCAUCCAGGUUAUGACUUAUCCCGUCAUCGGUAUACCGAUCGAGGUUGGCGGUUCGACCGACAACAAGCUUCGCUUCACCAAGGUCGACAUCAUCUCUAACGCUGAGUGCGCUCAAAGGAACGCACUGAAGCCAGUUUACAACUCGAACAUAUGUGGUCAAGUGAAGCAGCAUAACCCAUCGAAGUCAGAGGGAAUCUGCUCUGGCGACAGCGGUAGUCCUUUGGUCAUUGACGAUGACGUCGUGAUCGGCGUCGUCAGUACCAGUCCACUGGGCUGCGACGAAACCGUAGAGGCCGCUUCGUACACUCGAGUUUCGUCUCACCUGACCUUUGUCGAGAAUGUGCUGAAGGGCAAGUCUACUACUGGGGCUCGCAUUUUCGAAUUUCCUGAUGACAAACCCGCUCAGAAAUCUAGUGGAGAUUUCCUGUUCUUCCCACCCUACCCGUCUUAUGGACAAGAUGAUGAUAUCUUCAGCAUACCUCAGUAUGGAGAUCGGUACGCUCAGUUUCCCUCGUUCUCGUUACCUUUCGAUUCUUUGGGUUAUAAGAAGAGGAAGUGAAAAGUUAACGGAGACUCUUGAUUGUAAUAAUUAGAAUU
Messenger RNA from Nasonia vitripennis (jewel wasp), 1091 nucleotides. RefSeq names its product serine protease SP24D-like. The transcript is spliced from 3 exons. Gene Ontology annotation, molecular function: serine-type endopeptidase activity. Lineage: Eukaryota; Metazoa; Arthropoda; Insecta; Hymenoptera; Pteromalidae. Gene Ontology annotation, biological process: proteolysis. The record is from RefSeq and is a predicted model, not a curated record. Bases 1 to 1053 code for a protein of 350 amino acids.